CCCAUACCUCUAUCUACUCCACGCAAGAACCCUAAUUGCUCAAUUCAAAUUUCCUCUCCAAGAAAUUCCUCAAGAAUCCUUCCGAUACCUAGUUCUAUAGUUUCUCAAUUUCACGUUCCUGCACAUAGAAGAAGAAGAAGAGCAGCAAUUCGCAUUCAAUCAAUCUAGGGUUUCGAUAAUCAGUGGGAGAAGUUCUUCUCAGCUUUAAGGAUACCUUGGCGAGGAGCAACAAUGGCGGCAUUAGCUCCUGGAAUCCUUUUAAAGCUUCUGAACGGAAUGAACACAGGUGUAAAGCCCACCGGCGAGCACAGAAGCUCCCUAUUACAGGUAACCGACAUUGUCCCCGCCGAUCUUGACGAAAAGAAUCUCUUGCCUAAACACGGAUUCUACAUCAAAUUAUCAGAUUCAUCCCACUCGAUCUACGUCAGCUUGCCCUUCGAUCAAGACGAUCUUGUGAUGAGCAACAAGCUGCAAUUGGGGCAGUUCAUAUACGUCGAUCGUCUCGAGCCGGGGUCGCCGGUCCCAACCCUUAAGGGCGCCCGUCCCCUCCCGGGAAGGCACCCGAUGGUCGGCACACCGGAGCCAUUAAUGGGGCUCCGGAGGAAGGGUGAGAAAGAUCAGCACAGAACAAAUUCCCAAAUUUUGGUCCCGACAAGGGCCUCGUGGGCAACAGGGAUCGCCGGAGGCGAAAUUCUUGGAUCGCCGACUAGUGUGAAGCCUGUUCCGAUAGAUUUCGACAAGUGUAGCACUCCGGUUAGAGCCCGGCCGUCGAGUGCGGUGCGGUUUUCGGUGUCUCCCUUUGUGAGGAAUGGAGGAAGUGCUGCCAAGCCUUGUAAUGGUGGUAAAGCAGAGACUCCAUUGACAAGGAAAAGCUGUGUUUUCAACAGUUCUUCUAGAAGCAAGAGCGUUCCAAGAAGUCCCCUCAAAAUAGCUGACAAGAAGUGUUCAACUCCUCCAAGAUUGAGGAACUUGAACACAGGGGAUUCACCUUCAUCUGGAAAACCAGAGGAUCAUCAAUCAAGGAUCAAAACCAAAGCCAACGCACAAUCGCAACAAACUAUAUUCGAUGAAUCAUCGACGACAACUGCGCCGCUGAAUUUGCCCGGAAAACUCAACUUGCUCGGAAAAGAAGCUCUCCGGCAGCGGGAGACGAUGCAGAAAGCCGCCCUUCAGGCGCUGAGGGAUGCCUCGGCGACUGAGAACGUCUUUCGAUGUCUCAAGGCAUUUUCUAACCUGACGAAAUCAGCAAAGGUCGAAUCUCCGGCGACCUGUUUCGACCAAUUCCUCGAAUUCCAUACGCAAAUUGUCCAAGCGGUGGCGGAAAUGGUGUCGCUGCAGGCAGCCACGGCGGCUACCGACGACAACAGCACGACGUCGUCCGAUUCGCCGACGAAUCACGCGUCGAAGAGGACUUGUGCGCUCUACAAAUCCGUCGCGGCAGAUCAGAAAUCAUCGGUUACGAGAAAGCAUUUCCGAUCGACGAGCCUGGACAACGACGAAAAUAGAGCGCCGGGAACGGCAGCAGCAGCAGGUGGUUCUUCAUCGUCUAGCAGCAGCUUGUCGAACAGCAUUCAGCUUGGGAGGGAGAUUGAAAUGGAGGCGGGGAAUUGGUUCAUGGAUUUUCUAGAGAAAGCGGUGGAGAAGGGAAUGAGGAAGGCGAGAGGGAGAUCGGAGGAAUCGGACGGCCGGAAAGUGCCGCAGUCGGUAAUACUAAAGGUGAUCAAUUGGGUGGAGGUGGAGCAGAGCGAUCCUAGCAAACGUGUGCAUCCUCGAGCUGCAGCCAUCGCCAGGAAGCUCAGGAUCAAGAUGAAGAAUCCAUGACCUUUGGGGGGAGCUCUCUAAUUAGGGUUUGGAAUUGCUGCUGAUUUGGGAAUUGUGUUCUUCUUCUGCUUGUUGUGUUGUUACAGUUGGUGUGAUCAUUUUUCUCUGGUCCUAUAUAAAAACAUAUAUACAUGUCAGUCUGUAUUAAUGUUUCAGUAUAUCAGAAGAAAAUAAAGAAAAUUCGAGCGCGUCGUUAGCACGUGC
Molecule: messenger RNA, 2025 nt
Organism: Andrographis paniculata
Lineage: Eukaryota; Viridiplantae; Streptophyta; Magnoliopsida; Lamiales; Acanthaceae
Exons: 4
Coding region: 232-1821 (529 amino acids)
Source: RefSeq, a predicted model, not a curated record